This is a messenger RNA of Lactuca sativa (garden lettuce), 1473 nucleotides long. The record is from RefSeq and is a predicted model, not a curated record. NCBI's taxonomy places the organism in Eukaryota, Viridiplantae, Streptophyta, Magnoliopsida, Asterales, Asteraceae.
AUGGCUAUGCUAAAAACCAUGGAUAUGAGGAUGGAUAAAAUGGAUCAAACGAUCCAUGCUAUUCGGGUGGGUUGUGAAAACUGCAAUGGGCCUCACCUCACUAGAGACUGUGGUUUAGAUGAGAAUGGAAACAAGAAGGUGCAAGUGUGUUACUUAAGUGGAGACCGAUAUGAUGAAGACUGGCGCAAACAAAAGAAAGAGUGGCUCCCUUAUGAAAAGUACAAGAAAGCCAAGGAGGAAAGGUUUAGGCAAAAAGGGAGAGGAUUCUACCAAAAGGAGGAGCCAGUGCAAGAGAGGAAGCCAAGCUUGGAAGAAAUGCUCACCAAAAUUGUAGCUACUUCAGAAAAAAGACAUAGUGAUCAUGAUGCUGCAAUUCAAGAAACAAGGACCAUGCUUAGGAACCAGCAAGCAUCUAUCCACAAUAUAGAAACGCAGCUUGGGCAACUUGCUCAACAAAUCAACCAAAGGUCACCGGGCGAACUUCCUAGCAAAACUGAAAAUAACCCACGAGGCGCGCACAUAAACAUAGUUACAACAAGAAGUAGGAAGAUAAUCACUCCCUUGGCACCUAUUCAGACUGAGUCAUCCAAGGAAUCACAGAAGGAGGAGGCGGAAAAGCAAGCAGAAAAGCAAAACAUACAAUCUGACAGCCCUACUCGCCGAGUACCACGUAUGGAAUCGGCAAGUACACCUCCAAAUCCCAACGAGAAGGUUCCUGAAAUGCUUUACCAGCCUCCAAUGCCAUACCCAGCCCGAGCUAAGAAGGAGAAGCCGAAAGAGGAGUAUCAGAAGAAGAUGGAAGAAGUGAAGAAGGUAGUACUCAAUGAAAACUGCUCAGCUGCUAUGCUAAAUAAGCUACCAAAGAAGAAAGGUGAUCCGGGGAGUUUGACUUUACCUUGCCAAUUUGGCAACUUGGCCACCAUUCAUGCCUUAGCCGAUUCGGGAGCAAGUGUGAACCUAAUGCCAUACUCAUUAUUUAAGAAGCUGGAUCUCCCGAAACCAAGGCCAAUUCGCAUGGAAAUUCACUUGGCAAACAAGACAAUCACCUUCCCAAGAGGCAUAUGCGAAGACAUACUAGUCAAAGUGGACAAAUUCAUUUUUCCCGCUGAUUUUAUCAUCCUAGACAUGGAGGCGGAUCCACAAGUGCCCAUCAUCCUUGGAAGGCCCUUCCUCAACACAGCAAGUGCUAUAGUAGACAUGCGGGACUCGAAGCUCACCUUGCGGGUAGGAGAAGAUCCAGUCACAUUUGGGGUAGACCAAUCUAUGAAGUAUUCAAGGAACAGUGACAACAUGGCAUUCUCAAUUGAUAUGAUUGACGAAUUAUUGGAGGAAUGCAUAACUGAAGAUUCCAGCAAGUUCACAACUGAUGAUGAAGAAUUUGAUCCAGAAAAAGACUUAAUGGAAAUUGAAAGACUGCUGGAAGAAGCAUAUUAUGAAGAAUUGGUGAAGCAAACUGACAGUCCUACUCACUGA